This is a messenger RNA of Papaver somniferum (opium poppy), 1632 nucleotides long. Its product is annotated as sister chromatid cohesion protein DCC1-like. Gene Ontology annotation, cellular component: nucleus; chromatin; Ctf18 RFC-like complex. The record is from RefSeq and is a predicted model, not a curated record. Gene Ontology annotation, biological process: maintenance of mitotic sister chromatid cohesion; mitotic sister chromatid cohesion. Lineage: Eukaryota; Viridiplantae; Streptophyta; Magnoliopsida; Ranunculales; Papaveraceae. The transcript has 4 exons. Bases 105 to 1334 code for a protein of 409 amino acids.
AAACAAAAUACUCGGGGCUGUGGUCCCAAUCUAGAUUGAAAGCGCGGGAAAAUUGAUACUGAAAGAAGAGUGAGAGAGAGUAGAGAGACGAUAGGAAGUAAGAGAUGGAAGAAGAUCCAGGCAAGAGUGGAAGUGGUGGUGGUGGAGCAGAGGGAAUCAUAAAUCUGAAACCUAAUUCAUCUAUGCCUAUUUCUUAUCACCCUUCAUUUGGUCCUCAUGAAGAUCUUCUCCUUCUGGAAGUCGAUGAAAAGCUUCUCCCUCACAUUCUACAUCAAAGUUUUAGGGUUUUGUGUGUGUUCUUUUGUAGAGUAACUGUAAGAGGAGAAUGUGAUGAAGAAGCAGUACUGUGUACUUCAUCUACAACGUACGCGAUCAAAUUUGUCGGUAACUCUAAUUCUAUCUUUCUAAUUCCUCCAUUUGAAAAUUCUGAAUUUACUGAUGAAAAUGGGGAAAAGGGGGACUCAUGUAAGGCGGCUCAAGUGCUCAAAUUGGCUUCUGGAAAUAUGGAGCUAGUUGAGAUUGCCCCUAGGUUAGGGAAACUAAAGUCACUGUUAAUGGAGAAUCCUUACAGAUCUGAGGAGGAUUCUGUGGAUCCUAUGGAAGAAGAGGAGUAUUUGGAAAGAGGGAAAAUGGGAUUGUAUAGAUGGGAAGAUUUGGUUGCUAAGGUUCAAGCAAGUGAUGAAGAAUUGAGAGCCGAGUUAAAAGCACUUUCAGCUGUUGAGAUUAAUGGGUAUUGGAGAAUUGUUGAUGAUGAGUAUAUAGAUGUUGUUUUAAGUAUGCUUUUGCACAAUUCUGUGUUGUUUGGGUGGAAUUUGACUUCACUUAAUGAAGAUGAAAUUUCGAGCGUGCUGGAGUCGGAUGGGUUUUCGCGUAGAAUUUCGCUACAUAAUUUGGAGGUUUAUGGAAAUAAAUUGGAUACGGAUAUGGAAGGCAAAUGUGUUUGGAGACUGGAUGAGAAGAGGAUCUGCGUCCAUUUUGCAAAAGGUGUUUUGAAAGAAGGGAAAAUGAAGAUGGACAGAUUUAUGGAGGAAUGGGUACAGAAGAUUCCAGCUAGGAUGUGUGCAGAUUUUGAGAUGUUGGAAGGGGAAGUUUUGGUAGAAAAACUUGGAGUCGAAACAUGGGUCCGUGCGUUUAGUGUCUCUUCUUUACCUCUCACUCCUGCUGACCGAUUUGCUGCCCUCUUUCGAGAGAAACAAAAGUGGGAAAUGAAAGAUCUUCAUCCUUACAUCAGGGAUUUACGAGUACCAGGUGUCUCUGCCGAAGGUUUGCUUCUCAAGUACACUCGAAGAACACAACCUACGCCGGGGGCUGAACUUAUUUUCAGCGCAAGAUAAUCUCAAAUGAUUUCAUUUGUUGUCUCGGUUCAUCAUAUUUUAAGUGUUCGCGUUUCCUAUGCAGUACUCACCAGGACUGUAGGUUGAAGGUAUACAGGAAGAGGCUUGUCAUUAAUUCGUCAGCAUUCAACAGACAAGUAUUUAGAUGUUUUUCAAUGUCUUUGUUCUUCUUGUCAGGAAAGAAAGCUUGCAUUAACCAUUCAUUGUUGUAUUUUCACUUCUAUUUAUUUUACUAAAAUCUGAAUCUGUGGAGUUGUUAUGUUGGAAUAAAGUAUGGGUAGAAUUUUUUUUGAGUCCA